This is a messenger RNA of Cylicocyclus nassatus, 1552 nucleotides long. Lineage: Eukaryota; Metazoa; Nematoda; Chromadorea; Rhabditida; Strongylidae. The record is from the annotation of a GenBank genome assembly.
AGUUCACAACAUGACAGAAGAAGGGAAAAAGUUUGGUACUCUUGCCACCCUGGAAGCCGUUAAGGCCAUUCAGGAAAACACAAAUGCGAUGGCAUCAGAUAGGAAAGGAGAGCGAAUGGAAGUGGAUCCUAUAGAAAGUCAGCAUGAAGCUGAGCUACUGGCAGAGUUUGAGCGUAGAAGGCGAGCGAGGACACUCACGCUGCCGACGGACGACGUUCAGGUCAAACUGAAACUGAGGAAGCUAAACCAACCAAUAUGCUUGUUCGGAGAAGAUAUCUUGGAUCGAAGAGAGCGUUUGCGUGCACUACUCUCCACAAUGUCAGAGGAUGAAGUAGCAGCUAUACUCCACACUGAAGAGGGUUAUGUAGAAAAGCCGGACGAGGAGACUACUACCUGGUACCAUCGCGGUCCUAUGGCACUUCGAGCUGCUCGUGUAGCCAUUGCUGACUUUUCCCUACGCAGAGCUAAAGAAAGACUUGCUCGUGCGCGUGAGAAUGCAGCCCGACCGCCGCACGAAAAGGCUCUGGCUCGCCAAGAGGCACAUAAAUGGAUUCAACAGCUGAAUCUCUAUGCCUCUCAAGUGGCCGACACUCGGCCUGUGGCAUUCUGCGAGUUUUCCCCGGAUUCUGAACACAUUGUCACUGCUGGAUGGUCAGGGCAGCCUUGUGUAUGGAAGAGGGAUACAUGUGAGCGGCUUAUACGGUAUACAGGGCAUCAAGGACAAAAUGGUUGUGCCAGGUUUCACCCGCAAGCAUACAUUUCAGCUGACUCUUCUUCGCUGAAUGUAGCCAGUUGUGCUCAUGAUGGCACUGUUUAUCUAUGGUCAUUAGAUAGCGAUAAGCCCAUCGGUGAAUUGGAAAAGCAUGAGAAUCGCGUUUCCAGGUUGGCAUUCCAUCCAAAUGGUCGACAUCUUGCUACAGCAUGCUAUGAUUCUUCUUGGCGUAUGUUUGAUGUGGAAACGGGAGAAGAUCUAUUAUUCCAAGAAGGGCACGCAAAGGCAGUUUCCGAUGUAGCAUUCCAUCCUGAUGGAUCAGUAUCCUUGACUGGAGGACUAGACUGCUAUGGACGUGUAUGGGACUUGCGGACGGGCAGGUGUAUCAUGUUUUUGGAUGGACACACGAAAGAAGUUUACAGCGUAGAUUGGCUUCCUAAUGGGUAUGAGAUGGUGACCGGUAGCGCUGACAACACAAUCAAAGUAUGGGAUCUACGUAUACGAAAGAAUACAUAUACAAUGCCAGCACAUUCCAGUGUUGUAUCUAGAGUAGUAGUGGACAAAAUAGGCCAAUAUCUAGUCUCUUCCAGCUAUGACACUUCUUUGAAGAUUUGGUCUACCUCAGGAUGGCAACCAUUGAGACAAUUGAAAGGACAUGAUACAAAGGUUAUGUGUGUUGAUAUCAGUCCAGAUGGGAAAUGGUUGAUGUCAUCAGCAUUUGAUCGCACUUUCAAACUGUGGACGCAGUCUGAGUACUAGCUCUCCCUAUGCAUCUCAAAAUUGUUCUUUUUUCCUGUGAAGUCUUUGUUGUGCUUGUGCUGUUAAUUAAUAAAAGGGAUA